Molecule: messenger RNA, 2525 nt
Organism: Archocentrus centrarchus (flier cichlid)
Lineage: Eukaryota; Metazoa; Chordata; Actinopteri; Cichliformes; Cichlidae
Product: ATP-binding cassette sub-family G member 4-like
Exons: 14
Coding region: 1-1956 (651 amino acids)
Biological process (GO): cholesterol efflux; cholesterol homeostasis; transmembrane transport
Cellular component (GO): plasma membrane
Molecular function (GO): ABC-type sterol transporter activity; ATP hydrolysis activity; ATP binding
Source: RefSeq, a predicted model, not a curated record
AUGGAUAAUAAGGCACUGGAACCCGAUUCUGUUAGCAUCCCUAUGGAGGAGGUGGCUGUAGGUAAUGGUGACAGCCAGCCUGUCACUCAGCCUCAACUGCAACAGGAGGUAGCUAUGCUGACCAACCUGAAGAAGGUUGAGAACCAGAUCACUGAGGCACAGCGAUUCACCCACCUACCCAAACGCUCAGCUGUUGACCUGGAGUUCAUCAACGUCUCCUACACCAUUCGAGAGGGACCAUUCUGGAGGAGGAGAGGUUUCAAAGCCCUAUUAAAGUGCCUGUCAGGAAGGUUCUGUAGUAGGGAGCUUAUUGGAAUCAUGGGGCCCUCAGGGGCAGGGAAGUCCACCUUAAUGAACAUUCUAGCAGGGUACAGGGAAGCAGGGAUGAAGGGUCAGAUCCUGGUAAAUGGAAAACCCAGGGAACUGAGGACCUUCAGGAAAAUGUCCUGCUACAUCAUGCAGGAAGAUAUGCUGCUGCCACACCUCACUGCCAGGGAGGCCAUGAUGGUUUCAGCCAACUUAAAGCUGGAUGAAACAAUGGAUGUGAAGAAACAACUGGUGAAUGAGAUUCUGACCGCUUUAGGGCUCCUUGACUGUGCCCACACUCGUACCAGCUCACUAUCAGGUGGUCAGUGUAAGCGUCUGGCCAUUGCCCUCGAAUUAGUCAACAAUCCUCCAGUGAUGUUCUUUGAUGAGCCCACCAGUGGCUUAGACAGUGUGUCAUGCUACCAGGUGGUGUCCCUAAUGCGUUCUCUGGCACAGGGCGGGCGUACCAUCAUCUGCACCAUUCACCAGCCUAGUGCCAAACUGUUUGAGAUGUUUGAUAAGCUUUACAUCCUCAGUCAGGGACAAUGCAUCUACAAAGGCACAGUCCCUUACCUCAUACCCUAUCUGAAGACUCUCGGCCUCUACUGUCCUACCUACCACAACCCUGCAGACUUCAUCAUUGAAGUGGCAUCAGGAGAAUAUGGAGACCUGAACCCAGUGCUAUUUGGUGCAGUCCAAGGUGGAAUGUGUGCUUUAGAAGAGAAGAAUCAAUGUGAUGGCAAUGGCUCAUCAAUCUGUGCAACAAUGUACCCCAUGGAUGCCAGGCACAUAGAAAGCCACACUUUUGCCACAAGUACACUAACACAGUUCUGCAUCCUCUUCAAGAGAACCUUCAUAACUGUAUGUCGAGACCAGGUGUUGACCCACCUCAGACUGAUAUCCCACAUCUGCAUAGGUGUGUUAAUAGGUUUGCUCUAUCUCAACAUUGGCAAUGAUGCCAGCAAAGUGUUUAACAACACUGGAUUUCUGUUCUUCUCUAUGCUCUUCCUCAUGUUUGGAGCACUCAUGCCUACUGUGUUGACUUUUCCUCUCGAGAUGUCUGUGUUCCUGAGGGAGCAUCUGAACUACUGGUACAGCCUGAAAGCCUACUACCUAGCCAAGACCAUGGCUGAUAUCCCAUUCCAGGUGAUCUGCCCCAUCAUGUACUGCAGCAUAGUGUACUGGAUGACAGAGCAACCUCCUGAGGCAAGCCGCUACCUACUAUUCAUAGCCCUGUCCACCUGCACUGCCCUGGUGGCACAGUCUCUUGGCCUACUGGUUGGUGCUGCCUCCACAUCACUACAGGUAGCCACAUUUGUAGGACCUGUUACUGCUAUCCCAGUGUUGCUGUUCUCUGGAUUCUUUGUGAAUUUUGACACAAUCCCCAAGUAUCUGCAAUGGAGCUCCUAUGUUUCCUAUGUACGGUACGGCUUUGAAGGGGUCCUCCUGUCUAUCUAUGGGAUGAACCGUUCAGAGCUGGAGUGUCCAGGGCAGGUGUGUAAGUUCCAACAGCCUGAAGAAGUUCUGCAGCUGCUAGACGUGGAAGAUGCAAAGCUCUAUGUAGAUUUUAUUGUCCUGGGAAGUUUCUUCAUCAUCCUACGACUGGCCACUUACCUCGUCCUCCGGUACAAGGUCAAGUCAGAGCGAUAGAUUCCCCUCACGUCAUCUCCCAAAACACAUUCCUGUCAUUCCUGGACUCUUUCCUGUGCAGAGAGAACAUAUCACAUCAUGUGGGAAUUUGUUUUAUUUCAUUUUACAUGUUGCUGCUAAAUGGACAGAACAAAUUCUGUUUGUGUUCUCCUGCCAGCUGGUGACAGUGCAGGGCAGUGACGAGUCAUCCUUUAAACCACCAAACAGCUGUUUUACCUCAUCAAGAACUAAUGAGUGUGCACAAAGCCUCAUCAGCAGUGAUGAGGACUGAGCCACAUUCAGCUAUAGAUGUACUGUAUGUUUUAUAACAAAGUUUUAGAAUAAAACAGGUGGGACUCAUUAGCAGAAUUUACUUUUUUUUGUUUGUUUUGUUUUGUUUUGAUUUGUUUUUUUUGUUUGUUUGUUUUGUUUUUAUCCUAUACUGCUUUGCCACUCUGUCAGAGUAAAGUCCCUGGUCCAGGAAACUGCCCCCCCCCCCUAAGAAAUGCAAACACAAAAAGCCAAAAAUAUAAAGUUGCACUGGACAGUAAGUGUUCUGUAAUGUGCAUUGAAAGAGUGAAAAUGAAUGA